GUCGCGGCGUUCCCCUCCAUGCUACUGAAGAGGUUCUGAGCAACAGUAGCAGCGUAGAGCAAACUAUCAAGACAGGGUAGCCCAGUGAGGGGUAGGAAAGGAGGAGAAGAAAGGGGGUCUACCCAACGUGUUCAUUCGAAGCCUGUACAGCGGACAGUAAGUGUCUGUUGCUUCAGGACCAAGAGAGGACGAGAAAGUACACCUGAGGCCAGUGAAGCGUAUGCUUGGUGAAGCGUGUGCUUGAGUCACCUUACAAGAACAAUCCUAAUUCUUAUCGGAAAACUUGCAUGAUAGCGUGCAGAACAGUGCAACAAUGAGUGGAACAGGAAUGUCAGCUGCGCGUGCACGCAUUGCAGAUGUUUACUUUUUCGAAGAGCUUCGCAAUUGCUGUGGCAGUCAGAAGGCUGCAAGAUGGCUGAUGAGCCAGGGAAGAACGAGACCGAGGUUAAGUCUGGAAGAAACAAAGUUGACACAGACAAUGGAAAGGGCAUCAUCUGCUGCAUCUGAUCAUACCGUGUCAAGUGACUCCUUCAAAAGCAAACGAGCGACCCCCAAGGCUAUUGACGGGAUCAAACUAGAGCUCCUUUCUCUCCAUGACUGCCCUUCUGAUGAGUUGAAGAAGUCAAAGUCACAUCAGAACUUGAAUUCAAGGGGGCAUUGUGAAUGCUCAGGAUCGGGCAUGAAGCACUCGCGAUCGUCGGGAGAUAUGUUUGGUUCCCACCCCGCUCACGUAGAGGACGAGAUUUCGAAACUGCACAACUUUGAUCCCAACAAGGCUUGUCUGCUCUAUACUUCGGAAGCCAGUGUUGUGCUGGAUGAUGCAGAUAAUUUACAAAUUGAAUGUUGCUUCUUUUUCUCAUCUCAAGUUCAUACGUAAACUUAAUUCCAAACGCUGUCC
Messenger RNA from Guillardia theta CCMP2712, 898 nucleotides. RefSeq lists its product as hypothetical. The transcript has 2 exons. The record is from RefSeq and is a predicted model, not a curated record. NCBI's taxonomy places the organism in Eukaryota, Cryptophyceae, Pyrenomonadales, Geminigeraceae. The annotation marks the transcript as partial.